Molecule: messenger RNA, 447 nt
Organism: Racocetra persica
Lineage: Eukaryota; Fungi; Glomeromycota; Glomeromycetes; Diversisporales; Gigasporaceae
Source: the annotation of a GenBank genome assembly
GCAAUUGAUAUGGAUAGUUCAAGGCAAAGUUUUGAAGAAGUGGCAUUUGAUAUGAAUAGCCCAAAGCAGAGUUUUGAGGAAGCAGUGAUUGAUAUAGAUAGCUUAAGACAAGAUUUUGAAGAAAUAUCGAUUAACAAAGAUCAUGUAACUAGUAAAGUUGAUAAGCUUUAUGUUAGAAAAUCAUUCAUAUCAUGGGAAGAAGAUGUUAAAAAACAUAUUUUUCUUUGUCAACAUGCUAGAACUUUUAUCUCAAACAAAAAGGUUGCUUCUGAGAAUCAACGUAAUACAGAGUCAUGCAAAACAUUUUUAAAAGAUGAAUCAUUAGAAUCAUAUUCAUGGAGUUUGAGAAUGCUCGUUCAAGCAACUCAUUUAUCACCCCCAAUUAUGAUUAUAGAUACUGAUCCAGCUAUGGAUGCAGCAAUUGCACAAACAUAUCCCUUAACUUAA